Guillardia theta CCMP2712 is the source of this 2148-nucleotide messenger RNA. RefSeq lists its product as hypothetical. The coding region runs from base 1 to 2148 and encodes 715 amino acids. Gene Ontology annotation, cellular component: perinuclear region of cytoplasm; cytosol; nucleus. The record is from RefSeq and is a predicted model, not a curated record. Gene Ontology annotation, biological process: nucleocytoplasmic transport; activation of GTPase activity. The transcript has 4 exons. Gene Ontology annotation, molecular function: GTPase activator activity; small GTPase binding. NCBI's taxonomy places the organism in Eukaryota, Cryptophyceae, Pyrenomonadales, Geminigeraceae.
AUGACUGGUCGGAUGCCAUCACCUCAGAAGACCUCCUACUUCAUCGAUGUGCCUGACCACAUCUUGCAGAGAAUUUUCUCCUUCAUCCCCUCACGGAUCUUUCAUGGGAUGACUGUCUGCCAUCGUUUCAGAGAGCAGCUGCUACUUGCAGAGAACAUCACCAUCCACAUCAGGCAUGGAAAGGAGGAGCUGGUACAGUCCGAAGCAAUCCUCCGGUUCAAGAUGGCGAAAGUUGACCUCGUUUUGCCUGGUCUGGAGUCAGUGAGAAAUUCAAAGUUCCUCACCUCCCUGAUCAAGUCCAAGUGGACGAGACUGAGGAUCAUGGACCUGUCUGGCAACAACUUCAUCAGGCAGCCGAGCACGAUGUUCGCGUCUGACGUGAGGGCCCUGCCAGACCUUAUCGCAAGGAGCACGUGCCUGACAGACUUGGUCCUCUCCAACAACUGCCUGAAGCACUCAGGCCUCCGUCUUAGAUCGAUUCUAGAGUGCAGGAAGACUGUAGAGUGCAGGCAGACUUUGGAGCACCUGCGAUCGCUGUCCUUGUCGAACAUGUCGCUUUCGGCAGAGGACUUCUCCUUCGUGGCUCAGCUCCUUGAUUCUUGCCAUUCGAUCCUCCAUCUUGACAUCUCACGGAAUUGCAUGUGCGACAGAGGCGCUCUGAAUCUUGCCAGAGGUCUGAAGAGCUGUCGCCAACUUGUUUCCUUGGACAUGGGCGGGUCGUGCUGCAAGCACAACAUCAUCCGGUCGCACGUGCUUGAGAAAGUUCUUGUCGCCUUGUCUCACUGCAAGUCCCUCGAGAGAUUGAGCAUAAGCUACUCGACCUUGAAUUGUUCGGAUUUCUUCCUCGUUGCCCGGUUUCUGCAUGCAGCACAGGGACUGAUCAGCCUCAACCUUGAAGGAAACUGUCCCCAGCAACCCGAGAUGUCAAACCAACAUGACAUCAGCACAGGCCUAGCUGAAGUCUGCAAGUCGCUGUCGCUCAGAGCCAACAUACAAGAGCUGUGGAUGGGCGACAACAAUAUCGGCACAGGAUCGAUGAACCAGUUCGUCUCACAGAUGACACGCCUCCUUGAGCAGACUAGGGAUCUGAGAGUCUUGAACUUAUCGAAGCCUUGGACAGACUCUGGCCCUCACGUUAUUAUCGCACUAGCGCCGUACAUAGGAAAAUGCUCGUCCCUCACCUCCCUCGAACUCUCCGAGUUUGGCGACCAUCGGCUGGGCAUCGACGACUUUCCGCUGGACGAGGGAGGGAUAGCGAAGGAGAACGGCAGCGGCAUCACUCGCCUGUGCGAGCACCUGUCCCUCCUAACUUCGCUCCGGUCGCUCACUCUGGCAGGCAAUCACAUCGCCAACGGAGGUGCCCUGGAGCACGUCCUGCGAUCCAACAAGAACAUCACCUACCUCGACCUCUCCGGCAACUACCUCCUUGCCCAGGGCUCCGGCUCCAUGGCCCGGGGCCUCCAGACUUGCGUGCACUUGGCGACCCUGCGGCUGGGAAGCAGACUAGAAAAAGACUGGCAGAGCCAGAACCAGGAAGAAUGCGCCAAGGUGCUGGAGGGGAUAUCAACUUCAAAUUUAACGGAACUAAGGAUCCAGAACAGACUGUCGUCACAGUCUUCCUGCAGAAGGCUGUCCGACAUUCUUUACCUCAACCGCUGCUUGACGUGCCUGGACAUGUCCAACAACAGGAUCGGGUGGAGUGGGGCUGAGACACUCUCAGCGCACUACCUGAGCUCCGCUCGGCACCUAAGGCAUCUGUUCCUCACGGGGAAUCAUCUAGGGAUGAUGGGAAUCGAGACGAUAGUGUCUGCCCUCUGCAAGAGCUGCCCUCCCCUGCUCCACCUGGACCUCAGCAAGAACCAGGCCUUCAAGUGCAAGAAGAAAGCUACGGGCAAGAAUGACAUGCCGGGUGGUAUACGGGAGCAAGGAGUUGGGGAGGGAGGACGAGGACGAAGCAUUCUUUGCUCGAUCAAGAGGUUGUUGUUCCACUGUCCUUCCCUCGAAGUCCUCGACCUGAGUCGCAACCACUCCUGUACCGACACUUGCAAAGUUGCGCUUGAGCAGAUGCUGAGCUCGAAGGGGCUUCCGAGUGAUGUCGUUUUCUUCAGCUACCAGAAUCUCAACGAGAGGCACGUGGUCUUUCGAUGA